Microcebus murinus (gray mouse lemur) is the source of this 4212-nucleotide messenger RNA. NCBI's taxonomy places the organism in Eukaryota, Metazoa, Chordata, Mammalia, Primates, Cheirogaleidae. The record is from RefSeq and is a predicted model, not a curated record.
AGAGCGGACUGGGUAAAAGUGCAAAUGGGCGCGCAAGUUAGCAGGAGCCUACAGGGUCGCCUCCCGGCCAGGGAAGAUCCGAUCUAGAAACAAGAGCUGGAAAACAAGCAGAGCUUGCGAUUCCCGUCCUUAGGAUCUUCUGUCCUUCGCCGGAGGGGCUCCGAGGGGUUUCUCCAAGGCGGCUCACUAGUGGUUGCGCGGACAAUGGAAGUCCACUGGCACCUUUCUUCUGAGAACGACCCUGGCCUUGGCCAUCAGAGCAGGGGACGAAAGCCAGAAGAGGCUACUCCGGGCGCCCCCGUUCCUGCGCACCCUCGGGUGCUCCUCCCGCGCGCGGCCGCCUCCGCCCCAGCGCGCCGCCCCCUGCCAGCCCGGAUGCCGGCGCCCGGCCGGGGCCCCUGCGGGCUACCGCUGACCAUGCCCGGGCGCCGGGGGGCGCUGCGCGAGCCGGCCGGCUGCGGGUCCUGCCUGGGGGCGGCGCUGGCCCUGCUGCUGCUGCUGCUGCCCGCCUGCUGCCCGGUGCGGGCGCAGAAUGACACGGAGCCCAUCGUGCUGGAGGGCAAGUGCCUGGUGGUGUGCGACUCCAGCCCGUCGGCGGACGGCGCCGUCACCUCCUCCCUGGGCAUCUCCGUGCGCUCCGGCAGUGCCAAGGUGGCCUUCUCCGCCACGCGGAGCACCAACCACGAGCCGUCCGAGAUGAGCAAUCGCACCAUGACCAUCUAUUUCGACCAGGUGUUAGUAAAUAUCGGCAACCAUUUUGAUCUUGCCUCCAGUAUAUUUGUAGCGCCGAGAAAAGGAAUUUAUAGCUUCAGCUUCCACGUGGUCAAAGUGUAUAACAGACAAACCAUCCAGGUCAGUUUAAUGCAGAAUGGCUACCCAGUGAUCUCAGCCUUUGCAGGAGACCAGGAUGUUACCAGAGAAGCUGCUAGUAAUGGCGUCCUGCUGCUCAUGGAAAGAGAAGACAAAGUGCAUCUCAAACUGGAGAGGGGCAACCUCAUGGGGGGCUGGAAAUACUCCACAUUCUCCGGCUUCUUGGUUUUUCCUCUAUAAAUGCAAAGCCCCCUGGAUGGUGGAAAAGUUGCAUCUCUGGACCCAGGAAUCCACCCUUCAAAACACCCUUGAACUUGCCCUAAUAGGACAACUUGUUUCCAACCUCCGUCAGACUGUUGCGGUAGAAGAAUGAUUUCCUUCUAAAUCUCCAGUAUUUUUUUCGGAUAUUGACAAUUCCUCGGGAACCUGGCCUCUAAUUAGUUUUAGAUGACAAGGUCUUAAGGAGAAAUGAAAUUAUCGAUUUGAGCAAUUUGUACCUGUGAUUGUAAAGUCAAUAUCGGAUUUUAUUGUUGGGACCAUUGACUUACCUUUUUUUUGUUUGUUUGUACGGUGUAUUGUUGUCCCAAUGCAAGGAGUGCUGCUGCCCCCAGGAUGGAUUGCAGGUUGCAGUCAGGGCUCAAAGCAAGAGCCCAUCAAAAAACCACCUGCUGGAUGGUCCUUGACAUGUGUUCUGUUUGUGUCUGUAUAGCCUUAAGAAAAAGAAUGGCUUCACUUUCAUUCUGUGUUUUUUCCCCCACUGGGUGGAUGGGAGGACUUGGGAGGGGGAUGGGGACAUUGUGAACCUGUCAAGAAGUGCUUUAUCUAGAGAAGCAAAUUUUGCACGAUUGGACUGCAACUUUUGUUUUGUAUUGUUUGUGUUUUUUUUUUUUCUUUUUUCUUUUUUGGCCUCGAAAAGCUUUACUUUUCUUUCUACACUCAGCUCUCCCUCUUCAACCCCACUUUUAUUUUUCUUGCUGGGGUGGAGGGGAGAGAAAAUGUAUGUUGAAUUCAUGGAUAAGACCAAACAAAACAAAACAAAUACCUGUAUAUUUUGUUUUGGAUGAGACCAAACCAAACAAAAAGUACCUGUUUAUCAAAGUAAAAAUAACAGAGGAGAAUUCUGCUUAUUCUUUCAAAGAGAUUCUGAGAUGCACCUUUAGAACUAGCAACCUGGAUUUUUUUUUUAAUUUACCCCGGAAUCCUUUAAGAACUUCUUGUUAUGGGGUGGUCCUGAAUCUUUUAAGUUGGGAGUGGAAGCUGUAAUGACCAAACCCCCUAAACACACUAUUUCUUUGCCGAACGUACCCUGACUUUUAAUUUAUUUGGAUCCACCUCUGAUUGAGCGCACAGUGAUCAGGUGCUUCAAAGAAAACAGGACCAGCUCCUCUUCCUCAGGAUCCUUUUUUGAUCUGCCAGGGAAAGGGAUGUGUUGACACUCUCCUGCUUGCGCCUGCCUGGAAGCCACCUGGAAGUCAUAGUCGUUAAAGGUAUUGGCGAAGGCGUCCUAGGAGCAGUUUGACAAAUCCUUCUCUUUUGGCACCCUGAACAACAAUACUAUUAAGACACAGCUGAAAGUUGAUGGGUGCCAAGGAAAUGUCACUGACCCCAAAGCAAUCGAAUAUGAGACUUCAAACCGGAUGUUAACUUAUUCUUUGUGUAACAAUGUAACCAAAAUAUUGAUGAUAAAAAGUCAUACUUUGAGGUUCAGAAUAAAUGGGUUUGAUGUCUGGCUUGCUCUUAUCCCUCCCCAUCGUGUCCUAACUCUCAAAACGUGAGGAAGCCAAGGCCAAGGAACUAGGACUUGGGGAUGAUAAAUCUGUACUGUUCCUCUUUGGAAAGUGCUCACACAAACACACACCGCCAUAUAUGCAGACCUAGCUAAGGUCUGGGUGGCUAUUGCACACUUUAGAUGCAUUUCAAUUGAUACAUGCUUCAUAUUCAAACAGGAAGAUUUGGGGAGAGAAAUGUGAAAAAGACAGCAUUAAGAAGAUUUUCUGGAUAAGUAAUUUGCUUUUAUCAGAUACCAUCUUUAUGUGGUACAACUUCCAAUUCAAUAUUUCCAUCAGUGAACACCAACAGAAAUGAAGCCAGCAUUUUAAGAUAAGAUGAGUUGUUUCAAAACUGUGUGUGAGGAUGGAGAGGCAGCAGACUCCAUUUUCACGUAAGAAAUGCGAUGGGGGUUUUCUAAAUUGAAGACUGUAUGGUUUGAUUAAGAUCCAAGUUUUACUGUCCUUACAUGGACGAUGCAGUUUGAAUUAAAAUGCUGUUGGCAGUUUGUGAGGGAAUCAACCUAAAAUCAUUAGGGGUACCUUGGCUGCGUGUUAGGAUACAUACUUCUAAACAUUGUUUAUUAAGGCUGAUGACAUAAACAGAAGGCUGGCUGCCAGAAUAUCUUUUCUGUGUUUUAACUGCUCUAAGUUAUUUUAGUCCUCUUUUCCUCAUUUCCGUUAACCUUAUGUUCAAUUUCAAACAAGCAGGAAACCUCAUUCGAGGACAAUAUAGUAUUUCAGAGAUUGAAAGAUAUACGAGUACUUGUUAUUUUUAUUACUUAAUAUAUAAUACACAUAUGUGUUUGUACUUACACCUUUAUUAUAUACAGGUUGUUAAUGGGUUAUACUGUAUAAUAAAAUAAGUUAUUAAAUUGACCAAUCUAAAACUGAGCACAUUGCAGGAGUUUAUUUUAUAUUAGAAAAAAGCUUCAUGCGGACUUUUUCUACUCCUAUUCUUCUUCUUUCUUUGUUUCUUGAGAUGGAUGCCAGAAACUGCAUUAGGAAGGAGCCCCGCUGAGAGUGAGUCUGAAGUUGUUUAUCAUCCCUGGCAGCCUCUGCCAAGGUUCUUUUUGGCAAAGGAUCUUGGAGGCAUAUGAGGCUCCUGUGUAUGGUCUACAAAAAGAUAUAGGUCUGAUCAAAAUUAAAAAAAUAUAUAUAUAUAUAUAUUUUUUUUAAUUAGAAAAAAGUGAGACACCUGUAAUACUGUAGGCCGACCUCAGUAGCCUCUCUCUGGGACUCGGUUUUCCCAUCUGUGGAGUGGAGGCAAUGACCCUGCUCGGUCAGCCCAGCGCGCAGGGAUGCUGGGAGGUGCUCUGAGAACUGGGAAGCACUUAUAGUACAACAUGGGGUGUCAUUAUGGCAGGGAGGACGUUUCUGGAAAAGCAGAUUAUUUUAACAUGCCAUUUAUGAAAAACAUUUAAAAUGAAUAUCUGGUAGAAGGACAAUUUUAUAUAAAAGAAAAUUUUCAUAUUUCUUAAUAGGCUAUCAAAACGGUAACAGUAUAUUGAAGUUUUCUUUAAUUUGAUUUUUGGGGCUGAUCAUAUCAAAACGUAUACAUUUUCAUAUGAACUCAAUUCUCAAUUAUGUAAUGUGGCUCUCCUAUGUGGUUCAAACUCACCGUCCUGUUCCAGUU